This is a messenger RNA of Ilex paraguariensis (yerba mate), 549 nucleotides long. The record is from the annotation of a GenBank genome assembly. Lineage: Eukaryota; Viridiplantae; Streptophyta; Magnoliopsida; Aquifoliales; Aquifoliaceae.
AUGAUAAUUAAGCAGAGCUUACAUUGUCCAAAGAAUGAUCCUAUUGCAGCUAGUACCAUUUCCAGUUAUGGGAAGUGGAGUGGUGAAAAGUCUGGAAGCUCAAUGAAUAGAGCAUGUUUGGAAGAAGAGGUGUUUUCUCCAGAUCAGAUAGCAUCCUUCUCUAUCACUUUUCUAAGCCAUUUCACGGCUACCCAAUCUGAUUCUUCUAUAUUUGGCUUUCAAGAUUUUGCGGUAAGUUCUAAUGUUUUGUUUCCCCCUACUACUAGUGUGCUAAUAAUUAAUUUUGAUGACUCUGUUUUCAACGAGCAAGCGGGUGGUUUAGGGAUAGUGGUCAGCGAUUAUGAGGGCUCUUUUAUUACUGGGUUUAGUCAGGUUAUGAGAGGACUUUCUAGUGUAUUUCACGUGGAAGCCAUUGCGGCUUUCAAAGCAAUGAAGCUGGCUAUUGAUAUGGGUUAUACUUACAUCAUGUUGGAGGGAGAUUCUAAAGAGAUAAUUGAAGUGUUAAAGGAGAAGAAGCCAAGUUUGGCAGAUAUUGGGAUUUAUACAUGA